CGUUGCCCCCACCAACUUCCGCAACACGCUUGGAGACGUAGACGCGUGCCGCCGAGGUCGUCGCCGCCGACGAGAGGGGAGCCAUUCCACGCGGAAUUGGUCGAUUAAAUAUCAGUCCGUAUUACCUGGGACGAUUGCUAUAUUGUUGGGACAGGUUCGGGGUCAGCAACACUGGAUCUCCCCCUUUGCGAUCUUCUCCUGUACGGUUCUGGUUGGAUUAGCUCGCGCGGCGUCGAGUGAUUCUCGAAGAGCUUGCAGGAGCUCUUCGCGUGGAAGCGGCGAAGUCUUUGAUCCAAUCAGCUUUGAUCGGAUUGGUGCGGAGAGAUGACGAUGGACGAGAAGGCGCAGAUGGAGAAGCUCUCGUCGGCGGCGGCGUUCGUGGAGGGCGGCGUCCAGGACGCCUGCGACGACGCCUGCAGCAUCUGCCUCGAGGCCUUCUCCGACAGCGACCCCUCCGCGGUGACCCGCUGCAAUCACGAGUUCCACCUCCAGUGCAUCCUUGAAUGGUGCCAGAGAAGCUCCCAGUGUCCCAUGUGUUGGCAGGCAAUCUGCAUGAAGGACCCUAUGAGCCAAGAGCUCCUUGAGGCUGUUGAACAAGAGAGGAAUUUGCAAGAAAACCGUGCACGCACAACAACAGUUGUUCGUCAUCCACUGCUCGGAGAUUUUGAGGUACCGGUUGGUGUGGAUGAUGCUGAAUUUGAGGAACGUAUUAUACAACAUCUGGCUGCUGCUUCUGCAAUUCGUAGGUCGCACCGGCAUGUUAGAAGAGAGGGUCGCCGCAGCAGAUCGGCAGCAUAUGGUCACCCACAAAUUCUAAUCUUUUCAAGUACCGAGGGCACUUCUGGCCAUUCCAUUUCUUCAAAUUCACGGCAAGAAGGGAAGAAUGAACAUUCUCCUGCUGUAAUUUCUGCUCGCCCAUUUCCUACUGUGGCUGCUACAGAAGAAACAGCUGCAGACACAUCUGUGCAUGAUACUACUUUGGUUAAUGCCCCUGCUGGGUCAAAUAAUAGGUAUUUCCUGCGGAAAAGAGUUUCUAGGAAUCAAUCUUCGCCUGUCAGCCAAGAUGGAGCUGGACCAUCUGACUUGCAGUCAUUCUCAGACACACUCAAAUCUCGCCUGCAAUCAGUUUCAACAAUGUACAAAGAUUCUAUAACAAAAAGUACACGUGGGUGGAAGGAAAGGUGGUUCACCCAGAAUAAUACUAUAUCAAAUCUUGGUUCGGAGGUGAGGAGGGAGGUCAAUGCUGGAAUUGCUGCUGUAUCUCGUAUGAUGGAGCGAUUGGAAACACGGGAUGGAACAGGACCAUCAUCUACUUCUCCAACCAAUAUCCAUUCUGCUUCAGAUACAAAUAAUCAAGGAGCUGUACCUUCAAAAAUUGCUACUGUUGUAAAUGACACCUCGUCUUCAGCAACUUGCGUGUCAAGAUCAGGUUCUCAAUGAGCCACUCUACAUCUGGUUAUGAAGUACGGUCCAGGAUGAGCCUGCCUGAUGCUUCAGAACAUCACCUUCAGUAGGCCGGGCUGUUGCUUCAGAAGUUCUCUGAAGCAUUCACGGAAAGACGAAGGAGACACCAUGCGUGCUUGUAGUUCUUGUUCAACGUUCACAUGUAUUGUAUCUUGUGCAAUAUUCGUAUGGAUGUAAUGAACUGGUUCGUUGCGAGAAUCUAUGUGCACAUGGUAACUCAACACUCA
Phragmites australis (common reed) is the source of this 1691-nucleotide messenger RNA. RefSeq names its product E3 ubiquitin-protein ligase RHF2A-like. The transcript is spliced from 9 exons. NCBI's taxonomy places the organism in Eukaryota, Viridiplantae, Streptophyta, Magnoliopsida, Poales, Poaceae. Gene Ontology annotation, molecular function: ubiquitin-protein transferase activity. Bases 325 to 1440 code for a protein of 371 amino acids. The record is from RefSeq and is a predicted model, not a curated record.